AUGGAAUCAAAUUCAACAAUCGUUCAAAUGAAUCAUGAUGAGAAAAUUUAUUAUGAGAAAGUGGAUGAAUAUAUUAAUUCAUUAGAUAAAAUGUUUCGUGAAAAAUGUGUUAUCAAACAACAAGUUUACGAUGAUAUCCUGAAAUGCUUACUAUCACCAAAAGGUUCCCGAUCUGAUGCAUAUUCAUCAACAUUUGUUUAUUGGGUAAAACAUAAAUUUAUCUUAAUUAAAAUAGCUGGUAUUGAUAUUGUUGCUUGUAUUAAAUCAAAAAAACAAUUUGUGUUUAUGAAGCAUUUUAUAUAA
This is a messenger RNA of Rotaria sp. Silwood2, 303 nucleotides long. The record is from the annotation of a GenBank genome assembly. Lineage: Eukaryota; Metazoa; Rotifera; Eurotatoria; Philodinida; Philodinidae.